CUUACAGGAAGUGCAUUCAGGUGGCAGGGCUCUGGGACUGAAGCACAGCCAGAUGAAGGAAGACGGCAGUGGUAACACCCAAGGCAGAGGGAAUAUAAAAGCUUUGAGUUCUUUUGCAAGCAGUGGGAAGCAGAAUUGCUUCCGAUUGUUCACCCUGCUGGAAUGACUCAGCCACCAAGCAAUUUUCCUUCAUUCUGUUCUUCCCAUGGAAGCUGAAUUUAGUUCAUUUUGAUUAUGCUCUAAUUUCUGCCUACUAGCAACCUGUCCCUACCCCCCUUCUUCCCACCCAACCCUUUAAUUAUCUAGAUGGAAGGUACAUCUUCAUUAUACCCCCGCCAUUGGAAGCCCAGCUCCGUGGAGGCUCUGAAGAGCUGCUUUUCUAGCAAAGGGAAUUAGUAUACAGCUCUGCAUACCUCUGAACCAUAAUAAUAAUGCUUGGUGCAUAUGUAAUGCCUCUCAUCUUCUUAAGUGCUGCAUAGACAUUAAAUGUAAUUAAGCCUCACAACAUCCCUUUGAGGCAGGUUAAGAGGGGCGUGGAAAAUUGGAGGGAGAUCAGGGAGCAAGAGGCUGACUUAGAUGGAAAGAUUAAAAGAGCUGAAUGUGUCUCCCUGGACUCAGCAUGGCUGACAGGAGGGGGUGGUAGCCAUUAGCGGUGGUCAGGUGCUGUGUGUGCCAAGUUCCCACGAACACGCUCCAUUUCCAAAAGCAGGUCAGCUUGACCACGAUCAUUCACCUUAAGCUGUCAGUGAGAGGCAACACUUCAGUGAUCAAAGCAGACUUUGCAGGUUCACAGCUUCCAGGGACAGCGAGAUCUUUGCUAUGACUGCAGCACAACGUCUCUCCACCCAUAGCCAGGACAUCUCCCUAGAAGAAACACCUGGGGUCUCCUCUCUGCACUACAUGCCCUCAGCUCAGGGACGUCAUGGGGAGUGUCAGUAGCCUCAUCUCUGGCCACAGCUUCCACAGCAAGCACUGCCGGGCUUCCCAGUACAAGCUCCGCAAGUCCUCCCACCUGAAGAAGCUGAACAGGUACUCAGACGGGCUUCUGCGGUUCGGCUUCUCCCAGGACUCCGGCCACAACAAGUCCAGCUCCAAAGGCAACAAGAAUGAGGACUUCUUUUACAUCAAGGUCAGCCAGAAAGCCCACGCCACCCACCGGACGGACUAUACCUCAUUGUCCAGCGGGGACCAGGCCGGGGCGACUGGUAUGGACUAUGGCAGCCACACGCCACAGAAACUGAUGCCAUUUUCCAAUCAGCUAGAACUGGGUGCAGAGAAGAGUGCUUCCAGGCCCACCGCCUUCAAGCCAGUGAUCCCCCGGUCAGGUGCCAUCCUCCAUUCCUCUCCAGAAAAUGGCAGUCACAUUUCUCAACAGCUGCAUCCUCCAGAAAAAACCAAGGACCAAGAACUCAAGCCCACGUUGUGCUCUGGAGCUUUGUCUGACUCUGGAAGAAACUCUAUGUCCAGCCUCCCGACCCAUAGUACCAGCAGCAGUUACCAGCUGGAUCCCCUGGUCACCCCCGUUGGGCCCAUCAGCCGCUUUGGAGGCUCAGCCCACAACAUCACCCAGUGCUCCAUCAUCCAAGAUAGUAACAUGAUGAGCCUCAAGGCCAUGUCCUUCUCAGACAGUGGCAACAAGAUCAUCAACCCCGGGAAAGCUGCUCACCACGCCUCUGAGAAAACCUCCUGCAUCCGGUCCCCUAUCUCCACCGACGAGUCCACCAUCCAAGAGCUGGAGCAGAAGCUGCUGGAGAGGGAAGGGGAGCUUCAGGAGCUCCAGUCCAGCUUUGAAGAGAAAGAAGUCACCUCCUGCCAGGUCUAUGAAGAGAAGCAGAGGCGCUGCAAGGAGGAGAUGGACGGGCUGAAACAGAAGUGCAACAGCAAGCUCAAGCAGACCAACCAGAAGACUCAGCGGACGCAGCAGGUCCUGCACCUCCAGGUGUUUCAGCUGCAGCAGGAGAAGCAGCAGCUCCGUGAUGAGCUGGAAAAGCUCAUGAAAGAGCAAAACUUGCUGGAGACCAAGCUGAGAUCCUGUGAGAAGGAGAAGACCAACUUUGCCCCAGCGCUGGAAGAAACUCAGUGGGAGGUCUGUCAGAAGUCUGGUGAAAUCUCCCUCCUGAAGCAGCAGUUGAAAGAGUCUCAGACAGACCUCAAUGCCAAGACCAGUGAGAUCCUGAGUCUGAAAGCCCAGCUGAAGGAUGUGAGAGGGAAAAUGGAUGGGGUGGAGAUGAAAACCCAGAAUAUGGAGGAUUCUUUGCACACAAAGACCAUGGAGCUGGAGGUGUGCGAGAACGAGCUCCAGCGCAAGAAGAAUGAGUCAGAGCUGCUAAGGGAGAAGGUGAACCUACUGGAACAGGAGAUUGUGGACCUCCGGACGGAGCUGACCAUCCUCAAGGAGCAGUGGAACGAAGGGAGGGAUGGGGCAGCCCCUGUCAACCCAGCCAGCGGGAAAAUGGAGGAUGUCCAAGCCCUUCAGGGGGACUUGGAGAGGCUGAAGGCAGAGCUCAAGGCAGAGCGAGACAACAAUGAGCAGAUGACCUCAAGUUUCCAGCAUGAGCGGCAGGUCUGGAAGGAGGAGAAGGAGAAGGUGAUCCAGUACCAGAAGCAGCUGCAACAGAGCUACCUGCACAUGUACAAGAGGAACCAGAACCUGGAGAAGAUGCUCCAGCAGCUGGCCGCAGGGGAGGAUGGCAAAGAGCCCAUCGACCUGGACAUCCACGGCACUGACGUCCCCUAUGAAGACAUCAUUGCCACCGAGAUCUGAGGAGGCCUGCUCCCUGUCCCUCCACACCUGGGCAGUGGGGAGGGAGGCCUCUCUUAGGUGAGGACAGAGGAGUACAUCCUGGCAGCUCAAUCCAUGCCAGGUGGCCCGUGUAAAGUUCGGAUGAGCUGUGUGUGUAUUAGCCGAGCCGGCUGCCCAGCCAGCUCGUGAGCCCCCAGUGUUGCACCAGGACGGUGCCCCAGCUGCCUGUCGUGUUGCAGAGGUGAAAAAGCCGUGUGUGCCAAUGGUGACGUGCCCAUCAUCUGCUCCUCGUGUCUGAUGCAUCCUUUGCAAGGUGCUUGCUGCCCUUGCUCAUAGGACUGAGAAGCGGGAAAGGGGUGGGGGGUGGGUGGGAGGGGAACAGGACUUUAGCAAACAACUCUUCUAUCAGGGAAUUAUAUGACACUGGCCAAAAAUUCCCAGGAGUCCAGAGGGACCACUGGGUCAGUGACUUGAAGGAAACCAGCCUCCUUUCAGCAAAUAAUACGCACACUGGUCCAGUCCCUGGAACAGGGAGACUAGGGACACCGCCACUCUUCCUCCUGUGCACUACAGGAAACGAUUAACACCCCAUUUUAGCCACUGAACCCUGGCCCAAGGCCUGGGGAACAUGCAAAGCUGCUCUAAAACAUUCAUCUUCCUCCAGUUGAUUCUGGUUUCUCAGAUCUGUAAGCUUUUAUUCCACCAGAGACCUGUGGAAGCCUUCCAGGCUCCAGUUGCUAAGGGCUGAGUGGGUCUUUACCAUGCUGGUGACUUGGAUUCAAAUCUUGCCGAGCUUUCUUUUUCAUUCGAUUAACACAGAGUGCCUCAAGAAUGACCAGCCUUCAGCUAGUUCAGGCCCCAGGAUAAGCUGGCUUGACAUGAGCCCAUCCAUCCACUUGGCUGGUGUGCUAAUGGUUGGCAUGUGCAGGUGAGGGAAGAGGGAUUAGAGGAUCCCGUCUGGUUUCUGGGAGGCAAACGGAUGAGGAUUGAUACCAGGUGCAACAGAAAACAAGUUCCAAGAGCCACCAGGAAAAGUCAACUGCUCUGAAGGGCGCAUCUGGGCUCACGAGCUCCCCUUGCCCAGACCACUUCAGAGCAAUGAAAUCCAGGCUCCUGCAGCCAGUCAGGAUAAAGGACAGAAGCUGCACCAAAAAAGGCUGAAAAAUUCAAAAGAAUUUUGAAAAGGAAACCCUAAGGUGCUUUGCAAACACUUUUACUGAAAACUGUUCGGUAUCCAAAAAGCUAAGCUGAAAACAAUUGCCAGGGUUUGGCUUUUGAGGCCUUGUCCCCAGUUCCUAACCCGGCAUCCAUUCUUUCCACCAAAAUCCAUCUUCUCCAGAUUAGCUAACCAUUUCCCACGUAGCGCCUUAUUAAAUGCUGAACGCCACAGGUAUUAGGUUGACUACGCUUCUCUGUUUAGAAAACUGGUUAUCUUAUCAAAAACUCGCAUUGCGGUUUGCCCCAUUUUCCAUUUACCUCCAUGUCCCAUCAUUAAUCUUCCCGUCUGAUCUGCAACUCCUUAUGCUAUUCCCAUCGUGAGGAAACCUAGCGAACUCUCAAUUCCUGGUGAUCCUACCCAUCUUCAGCUCUGGACAAAACGGAUCCACUGUGCCGCACCUCUGCCCAGCCUCUGCCGUGCCAGCGCUGAGCUUCCAACCUAGCUCAGUUUUGAGCCGUGCCACCCUUUUCUUUUCUAGCCCUGGUUCUUGGGAAGAGUAAACUGCACCAAGCCUGUGAAUUGGUGGCAGCAAAUGAUUUGACAGAGUUCUGGGAAACUCACUGCCCUUGUGAUCUGAUGAAGAUUCGAAGCUCGGGGACUUGAUUCUUGCUUUCUGUGCAGCCAUUUAUAUAAAGUGCCAAGUGGGCGUGAGAUGCUGUCAGAUUGGAACAGUAGCAUUUUACACCCACUUUCUCCUGGCAUAAAUCACCGCAGAUGGCUGCGAUGCUGAAUCAGGCCCCAGAUUUACAAAGGGGAAGGCUAUUGCACUAUCGUCCUCCCUGCUGUACCUGCCAGCCAGGUAGCUGAGUGUAGGGACAUCUCUAUCACAUAAAGAACAAGCAUUUAUCUGAAUUUCCAAACCGCACUCCUCCCUGGAGAAACACUGCAGAAGCCACUGGUGUUAGUUACUCCAAGGGAGGAUUCGGCCCAACAUGCAUCAUACCCAGCUCGGAGGCAAUUUCUCUCUUCUUUGUGACUGAAUCCCCCACACUUUCUCGCCUAUCAAAUGCUGGCUGCCUUAUUAUUCUCCUCUGUGCCAUUAAGUCAGUGGGUUCCAGGCACAGCAGUUGACAGGAGCUGGUAAAAGAAAAUGAUCUCAUUUUGUUUUCUAGCCACCGUCUUAAAUCUUCCUCCUGCCUGUAAUGGGAAAACUCCAGCAUAGAAAUGAGCUCCAGGGAGCUCGGCACCUGCUAAAUGCUGCUCCAAGCCCAUGUGGCUGCACUGUCCAGUUUUACCCCCAGAGAGGUGCGAACAGGGUCAGCCUCCAAUGGGCCAGGAGGUGAGAAAUCGGGUUCUCAUCCACAAGCCUUUGUCAUGCUCAGGGGCCUCCUCCCUUUUGGCCUGAAACGAACCUAAGGAAAAAGAAAAAAAUUCUAUCUCC
This is a messenger RNA of Alligator sinensis (Chinese alligator), 5343 nucleotides long. It is a transcript of the gene LZTS1, whose product is annotated as leucine zipper tumor suppressor 1. Gene Ontology annotation, cellular component: dendritic spine. The coding region runs from base 923 to 2764 and encodes 613 amino acids. Lineage: Eukaryota; Metazoa; Chordata; Crocodylia; Alligatoridae. The record is from RefSeq and is a predicted model, not a curated record. Gene Ontology annotation, biological process: regulation of synaptic plasticity; regulation of dendrite morphogenesis. The transcript is spliced from 4 exons.